AUGGAGGUCGACGGCGAUGACGUGCUGGACGACGCCUGGGCUGACGUUCUCCCUCGUCGGGUUUCGCGUCGGCUCGGCGGCCCAGCGGCGAUCGCGGCCGCGGAGCCAGCUUGUGCGGCCGCUGCGGCGGCGCCGACGGCUGGCGGAGCGACCCCCUCGGCGGAUGUUGCUGCUGCUGGUGGUGCGGCGGCGGCGGGUGGUGACGCGGCGCCCGAGGGGUCGGCCUUGGCGCUGCUGGUGGCACCACCCGCGGCUGCCGCUGCCGCCGACAGCGUGGAGCCCGUGCUGGGCGAGUCGGCGGAGCGGGCCGCGCUCAUCUCGGCGUGGGUCCGCACGCCUGGGGCGCGCGUGGCUGACUUUCAGCCGCACUACGCCGCCUGGCCGCUCCACCGACUCCGAGCCUGGCUCGUGGAGGCGGUGGACGCGGCCCCCGGCACCGGCGCGGGGCGGGGGAGGCAGCGGAAGGGUCGGCGAUGA
This is a messenger RNA of Prorocentrum cordatum, 477 nucleotides long. The record is from the annotation of a GenBank genome assembly. Lineage: Eukaryota; Dinophyceae; Prorocentrales; Prorocentraceae.